AUGCAUUUUGUGAAAGGUCUGCUGAAUGAUUUAGUUCUUCAGCCCCUCCUUCUCCAGCUCUGCUCUUCCUUGGACACCAUAAAAUUUGUUCAACCAGUCCGAGACGGUGAUUUCUUGGUGUCCAAGAAUGAGACCUUUGUCCUGGGAUUCUUUCAUCCCAAAAUAUCGACCAACCGCUAUGUCGGAAUUUGGUACAAGUUUUCGGAAGACAUGGUUGUGUGGGUGGCUAACAGAGAUAAUCCCAUCAACAGUAGCUCAGGAGUUAUUUCAAUAGGUUCUGAUGGAAACCUAGUGCUGCAAGUCAAUACUAUCCAAGGACUUCUUACUCUGUGGUCAACAAAUGUUUCGAUAUCAUCAGUGAGCAACGAUAAUAUUUUUGCGCAAAUUCUUGAUUCAGGGAACCUUGUUUUGGCUCAACAAGGCAGCCAGGAUGUUUUUUGGCAGAGCACUGAUCACCCUACAAAUAUUCUUCUUCAGAAUAUAAAAAUGGGGUUGGACAGAAGAAGACCUGGUUUGGUACUGAGGUGA
Messenger RNA from Pyrus x bretschneideri (Chinese white pear), 528 nucleotides. Its product is annotated as G-type lectin S-receptor-like serine/threonine-protein kinase At1g11300. Lineage: Eukaryota; Viridiplantae; Streptophyta; Magnoliopsida; Rosales; Rosaceae. The coding region runs from base 1 to 528 and encodes 175 amino acids. The record is from RefSeq and is a predicted model, not a curated record. The transcript has a single exon.